Molecule: messenger RNA, 2580 nt
Organism: Cyclospora cayetanensis
Lineage: Eukaryota; Apicomplexa; Conoidasida; Eucoccidiorida; Eimeriidae
Exons: 4
Coding region: 1-2580 (859 amino acids)
Source: RefSeq, a predicted model, not a curated record
AUGCUCAAUCCAGAUGGAGUUAUUGGGGGUAUGAGCCGCUGCGGACUGCACGGAACGGAUCUGAAUAGGGUGUGGGAGGCCCCCUGUCCGGUGCUGCAUCCCUCUAUUUUUUUUUUAAAGCAAAUUCUUGCGGAAUUAAGGAGAACAGCAACCCCACCACUUCUCUUCCUCGAUCUUCACGCACAUUCCAGCAAAAAAGACGUAUUUAUCUAUGCAAACAGCGCGGAUCAGCAAUUGAAUCCAGAGGGGUUCUCUGCGGGGGAUGGCGGUUUAGCAUGCAUCACAAAGAUACAAAAAUGCAAGGAGGGAACGGGCCGCGUUGUAGGAUUCAGAGAAUUGGGAAUUGCCUGCUCCUACACUCUCGAAGCCUCUGUUUUUGGCCACGCACAAGCAAGCCCCAAGCAAUGGGCAGCUGCCCUCAGCCGCAGCCCCGAAACUCGUUGCGCUCCUCAGCACAUAGAAGAAGGUAACCAUCGAUGUUUGCAGAAGCCUCGCUAUUCACAGGCCGACAGUGGAACUACGCGCACCCCAAAGGAACAGCUCCCUGGGUGCCCCCCAGCGGGGACUAGCCGAGAAGCUCCUCCCGACGCCGCUCCAGCAGGGCGCCUCGUAGAAGGAGCCUCACCACUGAUGCACUUUGAAGCUGGUUCUCUCUUGCUUACAGGGCUGACCGUGGGCCUGGCACUUUAUGACUGGUCUCUUCAGCUAGCAAAGGGUGCCCCCGAACUGUUACAGCCAGGGCGAGCAGCCCCUGCUGGAGAGAAAGGGUGCCCAUCGCGGGGUUUGCUCCCUGCGUGCCCGCGCUGUGCGCUAGUACGAAAUAGGGGCUCUUGCAAAGCUGCUUCCCCCGGCAACGGCUGCAGAGGCCUAGGGGGGAUCAGACAUCGGGGGCCUUCUAGUAGGAGACACGUCUCAGCUGCAUUACGUAGAUGUGAGGUGUGGGAGUCUUCACGGGAUGCAUUACUGGUAGGGGUCCCCUACCACUCUUACGAAAAUUCAGUGAGAAGCUUUAUCGGACCUUCCUCUGAAUGUGGAUCAUUUGUUGAGGGAGACCUCUGUGAAGGGGAAGCAGCCACUAAAGGGUUGCGACCACUGCCAACAGCAGGAGAAGCAGCGAGAAAAGCGAUGAGCGCGGUUAGAAGAUCCCUUAAGGUUUUUGCUGCAAAGGCAUCUCCUGCGGAAGAUAUACCCCAUGAUAUCCUCUCUGGAUGGCCUCGACAAAAGCUUCCUCCCAGGCUUACAAAUGGAAUGGUUAGGCUGGACACUGAUGAAUUUUUAAACACUCACGGCGAGCCUUUACAAAUAUUCUCAAAGGGAGAAGAAGUAGCACCGCACAGAACCAGAGCAGCGGAACAACGGCCAUGUACCUCACCCUAUGAAGAAAGCGCAUCAUCAGCAGUAACAGGCAGCGCUCGCAAUGGCAACAACAGGGACACCUUUUCCAGUGACGGCCUUAAAACCUCAACAGGCCUUGGAGCGCCAAAGGGACCCACUCAAUUUGUGCGGAAGGGGGCUCUGGGAUUCCGUGGGUAUAGCAAAGCCUCAGCAGCUAGGCUGCGGCUACGUCUGCGGCAAAAAGAAGAUCCAUGGAUUUGUAAAAGUACUUUAUACAACACUUCAGACGAAUCCGUUCAAGCGGCCUUCAGCAGUUGCCCUAAGAAAUGCUGUGAAAUUGGACACAUUGAUCCUAAACUUGUCGCAAUUCCGCUCCACAGGACCUCGGUCGAAGCCCACCACCCGUCCUCUUCUCCAAAUAAUAUGAACGACCUUCAAAUGUCGCACGUGGUAACAGGCCAGCUGGACAUUGCCUGCUCCAUGCCAAGGUCUUCAAUGCAGCGCCGGCAGCAUCGAAGCAUGCAGGCAGAGAAAAAAACACGCCCUAAGGGUCACCGGAAGCGCUGGGGCACCCAUAUUAGAGCAGCGGAAACCCACUUGAAUGGCACUCAUCCGGGGGAAAGCCUCCUCCAAGGGCGCUCAAAAUGCGGAAUUCCCACAGCAAGCAGCACGGGAUCAACAGGCGGAUUGGGAGUUUCCCAGGCUUCAGAAUCCCCUCUAAGGGCUUCUUCUACUGGUAAGGCACCGGGGACGUCUGCUCGUUGCAAUGGCGGGGGACCUCGCUGCUUCUCCAGUAAGCUCGAGGAAAGCGCUGAAAUGACAAACUCCUCAGCACCUAAGGAGAGCCUGUUGGGUUCGUGCUCCGCACCUUCAUAUUUUUCCCUAGGGUCCCCGUACGAGCGCCAAAGGCCUGAAGGGAUCAUUAACCAAGGGUGCAGCAAGCGGAUCCUUCGAAGAGCCACCAGCAACUUAGGCACCUCUGUACUUCCCGCUUCUGCUGCCUUCCCAUCCAAUUGCAACAGGUCUUUUGUUGCCGCUUCGAGGGCACAACUUAACGCUUGGGGCCCAUGGGAGGAAGAAGGCCCCAGGAGAGGCUUUGUUGGUUUGGAGAGUGCCUUGUCCGCUAACAGCCUUAGUAUUACGCGGGUCACUCCAGCUGCAAGACCACGGAGGCCCAAUAGGUGGGCUGAAUUUCCCCCAGGCGUCUCCUGUCAGGGGGAAUCCGCCGCUUUGGGGACUCCCUAG